Caenorhabditis auriculariae is the source of this 696-nucleotide messenger RNA. Lineage: Eukaryota; Metazoa; Nematoda; Chromadorea; Rhabditida; Rhabditidae. The record is from the annotation of a GenBank genome assembly.
AUGCCGCGAUCCCAAAAAGGCAGUCUAUUGGUCUACGACGAGUUUUCCUACGAGUAUCGGCUCCGAAGGCCGAAAGAAGAAGAGCCGCUGGUCGGAGCUCGCGAUAUCGCCGUCAGGUGCUCCAAGGCCGGAUGUCGCGGGACUGGAAGGCUCAAGGUGAACCUCGUGGUCGUCGAGGUUCAGCCCCAUGAUCAUCUACCGCCCGUCGGGCUUCAGCAGGUUACUGCUUUUUUUCUCUGCGCCCUCCUCGUCUCUCGGCGACCCUCUCAUAUUUCCAUGCUAUUUUCUCGUCUGACCUCCCCGGUGAGGGAACAGAUACGCAGACGGGCACACAGUUUCAAGCCGAAAAAAAAAUUCAGAGUCUAUCCAGAAUGUCAUGUAGAAUGACGUCAAAUAAAAAACGCUCGCUGAUGGGUCUUUAGCGCAAAAAGGGGCGGAGCUUGAGCUUUUCAUUCAAAAUCUGAACAGACUAUAAAGAAAAAUACACUUUUUCUCGAUUUUUUAGUAGCUCAGCUUCUAGAAUUUCAGAAGCGCCGAGUGAUGGAGCAGCUGAAGACGUACAAAAGAGAAGGGGAGAGUCUGGAGACGUGCGCCCAGAACGUCCUCGACGCCUUGGACGCCGAAGUUCUCGGAUUCAUGCCCCAGAAGGACUCCAUUAAAAGGACCAUUUUGAGAGCAAGCAAGAGGAAUUGUUAG